AUGUUGUAUCAGGCUUCUUCGUCAAAUAGUCCUGCACCGGCAGGAGAAAAGGCUAAAGGAGUGGUUAUUGAAAGAGAACCGACUCCUCCAAUGAACAAAGAACAGAGGGCCGUUUUGGUGGAGCACCAAAACAGGCCUGAAAAGGCAGACAAAAGGCCUCCUCACGGAGGACAGGGUUCUGCUAAAGAUAAGAACGUGUCUCAUGCUCAUUCAGCCCCAGAGACUCGGGGGGCAAAUCCAGGCAUGAAUUUACAGGUACAAGAGGCAGGCCCACGACCGCUUCCAGUGCCAAACAUGAUCGGAAGAGAUCAAGUCCUGGAUUUACUACAAGUACAGCUAGGGCCUGGAUUCAGACCUGUGGGCAGACCUAUGUAUAGGAAGCCCCACACAGAGGAGGUUGACGGCGAGCCUUUUCCCAUGGGGCACCGUGUUCCUGAAUUUCAGACCUUCACAGGCGAGAAUAUGCAGUCCACAGUAGAACACAUUACUCAAUUUCAAGUGCAGUGUGGAGAGGCUGGAACGAAUGACAAACUCAAGUUAAGGCUUUUUCCAAAUCCCUUGAUAGCAACGGCCUUCCCCUGGUAUAUCAAUCUGCCACCCAAUUCUAUCCACACCUGGGCUCAGCUCGAGGAGAUGUUUCACCAGCAGUUUUAUAGGGUUGAACCAGAGAUCACGAUGGUGGAUUUGUCGCGUUAUCGUCCACUUCCACAAGAGGGCAUGGAAUCCUAUCUUUUACGAUUCAAGACAGCACGUUUCAAGUGUAAGAUUCCUUUGCCCGAGGCCGAACAUGUGCGUUUAGUGUUGAACGGCCUGGACUUUGAGUUCAAGAAGAAGUAUCAUGGUACGAAAUUUCGAGACGUGUUCGAACUGUCUGCAAAGGCCUCGCGUUAUGAAAAGCUUCUGGUGGAAGAGAAGGACAAAAAGGCAGCUUCCAAGGGGACGUAUUAUCAGGACCCUAAUUAUGAUGUUGUCGCGGUUGAGACAGAGGCUAGUGUGGAUGUCGAUGUAGCUGAGAUCGUCAAUAGAAAGCCUUACGUCUGCAAGGCCUUCGUCAAGAUGGAACCAACGAAACAACCGAUUCAAGAAACGUCUAAUAGGCCGACCAAGGCUUACACCUUUGACAUCAGUAAGGCAGAGGCUAUUUUCGAUCAGCUCUUGGCGAACAAGUUGUUGAAGUUGCCCUUUGGCCACAAGAUCUCAACAUUGGAUGAGCUAAAGGGCAAAGAAUACUGUAAGUAUCAUAAUUCUUGGAGUCAUUCAACGAAUAAUUGCUUUGUGUUUAGAAAUGACAUUCAAGACAAGAUUGAUCGGGAAGAAUUCAAGUUUCCCGAAAAGGACAAAUAA
This is a messenger RNA of Rhododendron vialii, 1344 nucleotides long. RefSeq lists its product as uncharacterized. The record is from RefSeq and is a predicted model, not a curated record. NCBI's taxonomy places the organism in Eukaryota, Viridiplantae, Streptophyta, Magnoliopsida, Ericales, Ericaceae. The transcript has a single exon. The coding region runs from base 1 to 1344 and encodes 447 amino acids.